Messenger RNA from Homalodisca vitripennis (glassy-winged sharpshooter), 3551 nucleotides. Its product is annotated as T-box transcription factor TBX20-like. The record is from RefSeq and is a predicted model, not a curated record. Gene Ontology annotation, cellular component: nucleus. The coding region runs from base 449 to 1825 and encodes 458 amino acids. Gene Ontology annotation, molecular function: RNA polymerase II cis-regulatory region sequence-specific DNA binding; DNA-binding transcription factor activity, RNA polymerase II-specific. NCBI's taxonomy places the organism in Eukaryota, Metazoa, Arthropoda, Insecta, Hemiptera, Cicadellidae. Gene Ontology annotation, biological process: positive regulation of DNA-templated transcription; cell fate specification; heart development. The transcript is spliced from 6 exons.
GACGCCGUGUCAUAAAGUCACCACGGCAUCGAAGAUUCGUUUGAUCUCCUCCGGAGGAAUUUAAUUUGACGGAGACGGCGGUGGAAGCCCCACCCACGGACACCGGCGGGUCGCCAGGUGGCGAGGCGAGGAGAUGCGCGCGCGAGGUACACGGGAGGACGCCGAAGAAUCCUACCUGAGCUUCACCCCCUCCGAACACGCGGCGCAGUCCUGUCAACGAAACAUUUCCAGAAUUGAUCCCACCUUCCCCUCCCUGAUCCCAUAACUUUUCUAAUCCGUUCUCUGGACCGUCCCGCCGAGGAAAAAAUGGCAGCCGAGUCAGUCGUCGUCGGUCGCCGGAGUGAGUGCGAGGUAGAGGGUGCCGCCCACCCCUACACGUGGCCGGAAGUACGCCAGUGAUGACAGUCGGACCGGAAGUGCUGUGACAGUGGACGGUAAAGAUGGACGGAUGAUGGACGAAGACUGCUCCCUCAGACCGGGCGCUACAGACUUCUCGAUAGCCGCUAUCAUGGCCCGCCAGGACCUGCCCCAGAGGCCUAAGAAGUCCGGGAAGAGAGAGGAGGACGCCGCUGGAUCAGAUGGUGCGGUGUGCCGAAGACGGCGUGAUAGUCCAGUCCUUGGCAGGCGAAGAGAUCGUGACACUCCCCCGGAGAUCUCGUCCUCGACCCCAGGAGAGGACCCGAUAUCUUCCUCCCCCAACCCCGCACUGCAGGAACGCUUUAACUGUGAGGAGCUGAGGCACGUUACCUGCCAUCUGGAGACGAAAGAGCUCUGGGACAAAUUCAAUGACUUGGGCACCGAGAUGAUCAUCACCAAGACUGGGAGGAGAAUGUUCCCCACCCUGAGGGUAUCUUUCACGGGUCUCCGUCCAGAUCAGAGGUAUGCUGUGCUGAUGGAUGUCGUCCCCGUGGACAACAAAAGGUACCGGUACACCUACCACCGCUCCUCAUGGCUGGUGGCUGGUAAGGCUGACCCUCCCGCACCCUGCAGACUCUACAUGCACCCUGACUCUCCCUUCACCGGGGAGCAGCUCCGGAAGCAAGUCGUCUCCUUCGAGAAGGUCAAACUCACCAACAACGAGAUGGACAAGAAUGGCCAUCUGGUGCUCAACUCCAUGCACAAAUACCAGCCAAGGAUACACCUGGUGAAGAGGCGGGAGAACAGCGUUUCUGCGCCCAUCACGGAUCUGGAAUUGGAGGAGUACAAGACCUUCAUCUACCCGGAGUCGAUAUUCACCGCCGUCACUGCCUACCAAAAUCAGCUGAUAACAAAGCUGAAGAUAGACAGUAAUCCCUUCGCGAAAGGAUUCAGGGACUCGUCGCGUCUCACUGACUUCGAGAGUCUGUAUUCCAGGGAGACGAUGGAGUCCAUGCUGAGCGAGCAGCACUUUCUGCGCUCGCCUCUCCUGGAGAACGGCAACCUGACGCUGGAGGAGAGGGCUAUGUUCGCGGCUCGCUUCCAGUUGUCUCUACGGGCAGCGGCGGCGGAGGUGGCGGCGGGGCCUUACGGCGCUCUGGGGCCCAUGUACGGGGCCCUGUACGGCGCGAGCAGCAGCGGGGCCCCCAACCCUCUCUGGAGCCAGUGGGCCUGCCUGGGCCCCACCCUUCUGGCCCAGCAGCAGCUAGCAGCAGCCAACCCUGCACUGCUGAGGCCGUUAUACCCCCGCCUCACUCAGAGCCGCUUCACCCCUUACACCGUGCCUCCGCUCACCAAACCCUCCCCCGGCAGCUCCCCCGAUAGCGCCAGGGAGGACCGUCAGAGCCCUCAGAGUCCGCCGGCGUCGUCGCCCUUCACCUCUUCAGCGACUUCGCCCAACAGCCCUUAGACUUUUCUCAAUCGCUUAUGUGACAAUGGUGCUUACAAGUGUGUGAAUUGUGGUCCCGUGGAACUUUAUAAGUGGGUGAUAAUCAAGUACAAUUUUACAAAGAGGUUUGAUUACGACCCAAAAAAGAACAAAGGUUUUUUGGCGGAGGUGUGCUAUUGUUGUUUAACAGAGUUUUUAAGAAACAAGUUUCGAUGAGCGUUUGUUUAGAUGUAUAGAAUAAAAUGGUAAAAUCAUUAAAGACGUUUAAUAAAACUGCUUUAUUUAUUCUAAAAUAUUAUUCUGAGUCCAGUUUUAAAUAUUGUGAUACCUUAUUUUACUUCUAUAGAUUUCAUUGUAAAAACAAAGUAUUUAUCAAAUAUUUAAGAUAAUACUGUGUUACUACUACUUAAUUAUUGUUCUCAUUAUUUAUAUUUUUCUUAUUCUAAAAUAUUAUUGUCAGAUAACGAUAUUUUAUUUAUUUUUUUGCUUUGAUAGGAAACCUCCAAUGAUCACAAUUAACUACUUACAUUAAUAAUUAAUCUAUAAAACUAAUAUUUUAAUGUAUAUUAUUAAUUGUAUUUCAAUAUAGUUUUUAUCAAUAUUAUUUAUAUUUUAUAAAACUAAAAAAUACACAAAAAUCCUAACUGGUUUUUCAUUGAUAUUGUAUUUGACUUGUUUUUGCAUUUUAAUUUUUUAAUUACCCAACUUAGUAUCCUUAAUAUUCUUCUCGUUAUAAUAAUUGGUCACAUUAUAUUACACCGCAAUUAAAUGUUACAAUCUAAAGGGACUAAUUUAGAAUAUUCACAGCGUGUAUAUAGUCGAGCCUCGCCAUGUAAUGCAGGUUAGCCAGUUUAUACAUAUUUAAUUAAGAUUUCGCCUGGACUCAUGAAUAAAUUACGGAGUUAAAUUAACUUAGCUUAGUCAGUGACAUUAGUUAUGUUUCAGUGCGGGACAUGAAAAUGGGUUACGUAUCUUCAUUAUAACCUAUACUUUUAAUAAUUUCAUUGAUAAUUUCCUUGCCUGAACCUAGCUUUAAUUACUGCAAUGUAUUAUGCGUAGGCGGUGCCCUACACGCAUUAAACUGUUGUAAAUAUUGUAAAUGUGGUAUGGUUUAUGAACAGUAAGGAUAUAUUUAGCUGAAAACAUUUAUAAUUAGUCAAAUUGCUUAGUGCAAUAAAGAAAUCUGAAUUGUCCUGUCUCAAAAAUAUUUACUGUUGCUUACGGAUCCUUUAAAUUAUUCAAAAAGUUUUUAUUUGUUACAUAAUUAAAUAAUGGUAAUUUGGAAAACAUUCUGCAGAAAAAAUAAAUACUAACUAACCUUUCUAAUUCAAAGUUAAAUUAUCCAGAUCAUGAGUAACUCAUUUGUAAUUUUUAUACGAAUAUUUGAAAGUGAAUUCCUUACGUUCAGCAAACCCGACAACUGUUAAAAUUUCUAUUUUUUUAUUUCAAAUUUGAUACUUAAUUUAAUAAAUAAUUGUGAUAAAUGACAUUAGAGUUUAAAACACACACAACACAAUUAUAAUAGUUAAUUGUUGCUCUAGAAAUGUAAACAAGGGCACACUUUAAAAACCCCACAAUUAGAACCCCACGAACCCGCGGUAUAUCCUUACUGUUUAUCAUGUAAAGUUACGUUGCAUAGAAUAGAUCUGUACAUUAUUUAUUUAUAUUUGGGUGAGAACAAAUCAAAUAUCAUUCUAUUACCAUCUACUUCAGUAUUAAGUAUUGCGAAUAAAAGAUCCUAUUUAAA